This is a messenger RNA of Oryzias melastigma (Indian medaka), 1263 nucleotides long. RefSeq names its product thymidylate synthetase (gene tyms). Gene Ontology annotation, biological process: dTMP biosynthetic process. Gene Ontology annotation, molecular function: thymidylate synthase activity. The record is from RefSeq and is a predicted model, not a curated record. Gene Ontology annotation, cellular component: cytosol; mitochondrion. Lineage: Eukaryota; Metazoa; Chordata; Actinopteri; Beloniformes; Adrianichthyidae. The transcript has 7 exons. Bases 102 to 1064 code for a protein of 320 amino acids.
UCUAAUUGCGCGGUAAAAAUAAACCGGAAAGCCGCUGGACGGUUGUUGUUGUGCCGCCUCGUCAUUUUGUGUCUAACCUCUUGAAACUGAGGCUCGUCGAAAUGCCCGCAACCUCCGAAAUCCACAGCGAGGAGCAGCGGCGGGAACCCGCCCGUGAGGCCGAGGCCAAGCGGGGCGCCGAGCAGAACCAGUGCGGGCUUUUGUGUGAUGAACGCGGGUAUCUCGACCUGGUGAAGUACAUCAUGUUAAAAGGGAAAAGGAAAGGAGACCGAACCGGAACCGGAGUUCUCUCCGUGUUCGGUGCUCAGGUCAGGUACAGCUUGCGAGACCAGUUUCCUUUACUGACAACCAAGCGAGUUUUCUGGAAAGGGAUUCUGGAAGAGCUGCUGUGGUUCAUCAAGGGAUCUACAAACGCCAAGGAGCUGUCGGACAAAGGCGUCAAGAUUUGGGACGCCAACGGCUCCCGCGCCUUCCUGGACAACCUGGGAUUCACGGAGAGAGAGGAGGGAGAUCUGGGACCGGUUUAUGGGUUCCAAUGGAGGCACUUUGGAGCAGAGUACCAAGACAUGCACACAGAUUACACAGGAAAAGGAGUGGACCAGCUGCAGAACAUCAUCGACACCAUCAAGAAGAAUCCAGAGGACCGGCGGAUCAUCAUGUGUGCCUGGAACCCCAAAGACCUGCCCCUCAUGGCCCUGCCCCCCUGCCACGCCCUCUGCCAGUUCUACGUGUGCGACGGCGAGCUGUCCUGCCAGCUGUACCAGCGGUCGGCUGACAUGGGGCUGGGGGUGCCCUUCAACAUCGCCAGCUACGCGCUGCUCACGUACAUGAUCGCGCACAUCACAGGGUUACAGCCCGGGGAUUUUGUUCACACUCUGGGCGACGCCCACGUCUACGUCAACCACACCGAACCUCUGGAAGAACAGCUUCAGAGGGACGUCAGACCCUUCCCCAAACUGAAGAUCAAGAGGACGGUGGCGAAGAUCGACGACUUCACAGCUGAAGACUUUGAGAUCUGCGGCUACAACCCACAUCCCGCCAUCAAGAUGCAGAUGGCUGUCUGAAAUGAUUAAGUUUUAGAAAGCAGAUCUAUUUUGUUUGCAUCAGUUGUACAGUUGAACCUCAGAUCCUGCUUGGAGUGAUUUCCUAUACAAUCCAUUUAAAGUUUUCUUAUAUUUUCUGCACAUAAUAUGAUUAUAAGAAUCUUUGGGUGAGCUUUCUGGUGCACUUACACCUUAUGUUAUAUGUUGAAUUGUUCAUUGU